This is a messenger RNA of Penicillium nucicola, 501 nucleotides long. RefSeq names its product aflatoxin regulatory protein-domain-containing protein. Gene Ontology annotation, biological process: regulation of DNA-templated transcription; aflatoxin biosynthetic process. Gene Ontology annotation, cellular component: nucleus. The transcript has a single exon. Bases 1 to 501 code for a protein of 166 amino acids. Gene Ontology annotation, molecular function: DNA binding. Lineage: Eukaryota; Fungi; Ascomycota; Eurotiomycetes; Eurotiales; Aspergillaceae. The record is from RefSeq and is a predicted model, not a curated record.
AUGGAGAACAAGCAGUUCAUCGAGGCUGUGAGCAAUAUCCUCCAAUGUUCAUGCGCGGAAAGGGGCUACCUGCUGGCGAUGCUGUGCACGGUCAUUUUGAAGAUUUUGGAGCGAUACCGUGCAGCAGCGCAAAUGAACACUGUGACGGGGCAAUCUAUACCGUACAGGAUCGCAGCAAGCCACAGAAGCAGGCAGCCAAGCAGCCCUGCCAGUUCAAGAGAUACCAGUCGCACCCAACAGAUAGCAUCCCAACUAGUUCUUGGUGAACUGCAUCGAUUGCAGGUCUUAUUAGCCAGGCUUUCGUUGCGAAUCGACUGGGAUGAACGUGAGCCUGGAAUGGGAACAGGAUCUGAAUAUUGCUCUGAGCCUGCAAAUGAUUGGCAGGGAAGAACGAAUCAUGAAGACUUCUCCGCUGCUGCCUUGAGACAGAUGCAGACAGACCUACAGAAUUGCCUGUCACGUUUGUCGUCGGAUCUCAUCGGUAUUCUGAGGCACGCAUAG